Molecule: messenger RNA, 1125 nt
Organism: Bipolaris oryzae ATCC 44560
Lineage: Eukaryota; Fungi; Ascomycota; Dothideomycetes; Pleosporales; Pleosporaceae
Exons: 6
Coding region: 1-1125 (374 amino acids)
Source: RefSeq, a predicted model, not a curated record
AUGGACCAACUAACCACUGACCAGUUGGCUGCCAUGGCCCAGGAGGACAGAGGUCCUCUCACAAAGUCCGUUAUUAUUGCUUUCACGGUACUUUCCUAUAUUGCCGUAAGCCUACGGCUGUUCGCUCGUAUACGAUAUAUCGGACUGCAGCUCGGUUGGGAGGAUUAUGCAAUAGUGGUGUCCUUGGCGACAGCCACUGUUGCAAGCGUUUUCCAGGUUCUUCAAGCCAACGCAGGCAAUGGCAAGCAUGCAAUCUUCAUCGAGUUUCCUGAAGGGUUUCGGCCGAUCCUCAAGUACCUGUUUUGGAGCAUCAUCUUCUAUAACAUCAGCCUUACUUUUACUAAGAUAUCCAUCCUGCUUCAAUAUGGCCGAAUCUUUACUGUACGCAAGAUGCGCAUACCACUCCACAUUAUCAUGGGAAUGUGUAUCAUAUGGGGAGUUUGUAUGGUCAUCGUAGCGGUGUAUACAUGUGAACCCCUUCCUGCCAAAGAUGGUGGACCGAAACAAUCUUCAUGCGUGGAAGGCCCAAUCAUCUGGUUCGUCAAUGCCGCCAUAAACAUCCUCACCGAUCUUCUUGUGGCCUUCCUUCCCGUAAAGGUUAUCUGGAACCUGCAAAUUGCCAAACGCCCCAAGAUAGCCCUCAUCGCAAUUUUGACAAUUGGAUGGUUCGUGUGCGUGGUAUCCAUUCUUCGCCUUCACGCCCUCACUAUUCUUGUCGCAAACCAGCAUGACACUACCUACUACAGUGCGCCAGUGGCAUACUGGUCCUCAAUCGAAAUGAAUCUGGCCAUUGUUUGUGCAUCGCUACCAGCACUCAAGCCACUCAUGGUCAAGAUCCUACCCGGCUUCUCAUCACGCGGCGGCAGCAACGGCUACGGGCUGGGAACGGAUGGACUAGGCAAAUCCAAAAGCAUGACCCAUGGCAUCAGAAGCACAGCCAGACGCGCAGGUGCUGAGGAUAUUGAGUUGGGUUCGUCUUCCCAAACAGUUGGCCUAGAUAAGUCUAGCGACGACAAAAUCUUGGGCAAAAACAUUUACGUUUCUCGACACUUUGAGCAGCACUAUGACGACAGCUCGAGGGUCAGCGAUAGCGAGAGCCAGAAAGACCUUGUCGUACGACACUGA